AUGAUUCACCUCCUCCUUGUUUCUCUCCUUUUGCUAGACUGCCUCCAGCAAGGGAGCAUGAGGAAGGAAUUACCUGGAGUUGAGCACUACGACGUCGUCUACCCACGGAAGCUGCACACAGCGCAGAAAAGAGCUGCAGAAAGAACCAGAGAGACAGAAUAUGAGGACACAAGGAAGUAUGGAAUCACAGCCAACGGAGAGGAAGUCAUCCUGCACCUCCAGAAAAAUAAGCAUCUCUUAGCUACAGACUACACUGAGACAGUUUACUCUGAUGAUGGGCAACAGAUAACUACAAGUCCUCAGAUCAAGGAUCACUGUUACUAUGAAGGCCACAUCCAGGAUGAUGCUGAUUCCAUAGCAAGCAUCAGUGCUUGCAAAGGUCUAAGUGGCUACUUUGAGACCCGUGGCCAGAAGUACCUCAUUGAACCCUUGGGGGCUUCAGACACAGAGGAGCAUGCAGUCUACAAGUAUGAGAAGCUUGAGCAGAAGUCCAUAAAAACCUGUGGCCUGAUCAACAACACCUGGGAGGGGGAUUCAGCUGACCCCAUCAAUGACAUCUUCAAAUCCAGCAACAGCCCAGAGAUAAAAGCAUACCUGAAAUCCAAAAAGUACCUGGAAGUUUACAUAGUUGCAGACAACACUUUGUACAAGAAGUAUGAUCAAGAUGUCUCAACUGUGAGGCAAAGGAUAUUUGGAAUAGUCAAUUACAUCAACACGGUUUAUAAGCCCAUCAACAUCUAUGUGGCUUUGGUUGGCCUUGAAAUCUGGACAGAUGGGGACAAAUGCCCCCUGGGCCACGUUGCCAGCUUCACCCUGGACAGCUUCUCCAAGUGGCGCCUCUCGGACUUGCUGAAGAGGAAGAGGAACGACAACGCUCAGCUCCUCACAGGCUACGACUUUGAGGGCACAACCAUUGGCUUGGCCUUUCUGAAAUCCAUCUGCAGUGAGAUUUAUUCUGCAGGUAUUAUUCAGGACCACAACAGGAAUGAAAUUGCAGUUGCAGCUACCAUGGCCCAUGAGAUGGGACACAACCUUGGCAUGAGUCAUGACACCCAAGCCUGCACAUGUAGUGGUGUUGUCUGCAUCAUGACAGACACAGUCAGCUCUAUCAUCCCCAAGAGAUUCAGCUCUUGCAGCCUCCAGAGCUUUGAGACCUUCAUGAUGAGUAAGAUGCCUGCAUGCUUAACGAACAUCCCAGAGGUGAACAGCAUCGUCGCGCCCCCAACCUGCGGCAACCACUUCGUGGAGAAGGGAGAGGAAUGUGACUGUGGCACUCCUGAGGAGUGCACCAACAAGUGCUGUGACCCCAAGACCUGCAAACUGACAGCAGGAUCCAGCUGUGCACAAGGAGAGUGCUGUGAGAACUGCCAGUUCAGGAAGCCAGGAGUCAUCUGCAGAGCAGUGCAGCACGACUGUGACCUGGCUGAGAUGUGCACAGGCUCCUCUGCCAGCUGCCCUGCCGACCGCUUCCGCGUCAACGGCCACCCCUGCGGCUACGGCCAGGGCUACUGCUACAUGGGCAGCUGCCCCACCAGGGACAGCCAGUGCAAAGCUGCUUUUGGACCAGAGGCCACUGAAGGGGCAGCUUCCUGCUACCAGAUGAACGAGAGGGGAGUGUACUACGGCUACUGCCGCAAGGAGCAGGGCAGCCACGUCCCCUGCCAGAAGAAGGAUAUCAUGUGUGGAAAGUUGUUCUGCUCUGGGGGGGAGGAGAUGCCUCGUGAUGGCAGCUUGGUGAUUUUUCAUUCCUGCAAAGCAAGUUUUCCUCCAAGUGGAGUAGAUGACCCAGGGAUGAUUCUGGAUGGAACCAAGUGUGGCAAUGGGAUGGUGUGCAGCAAUGGAGAAUGUGUCUAUGCUGAAGAUGUCUUCAGGUCAACCAACUGCUCUGCCAAGUGCUCUGGCCAUGCUGUGUGUAACCACGAGCUGCAGUGCCAGUGUGAGGAAGGAUGGGCACCACCAACCUGUGACAGCUCAUCCACACUCAUCAGCUUUGCUGUUGUUGUUGGGGUGCUGGUUGUCCUUGCAGCCACAGCAACCACAGCUCUGCUGCUGAUCCGUUGCAGAGUGUUCCAGAAGAGCUGCCAGAGCAGGAGGGGACCUGGAGCCUCUAACCAAGUCUUUGUGGAUCAAGAAGAAAGACACAGAGAGCAGCCUGUGCUGGCAGUACCUGCCCAGAAGAUCAAUGAUAAGAAACUUCUCCUUCCCAUACCUCCACCACAGGAGACCAAACCACAGCUCCAGAGGCCUGCCAUGAGGCCCAAAGGUCCCCCACCUCCUGUUCCUUCUACCAAGCCAACUUCUUCUCACACAGUAGAGAUUUGUAUACCAGAGAGCAAGGCUGCUCCUCUCCCUGUUCCCAAGACUAAACCUCUACCUCCACCCCCACCAAAGGCUUUGAAACCUCCAACUAACCCCAGAGUAUGA
This is a messenger RNA of Indicator indicator, 2424 nucleotides long. RefSeq names its product ADAM metallopeptidase domain 28 (gene ADAM28). Gene Ontology annotation, biological process: proteolysis. The coding region runs from base 1 to 2424 and encodes 807 amino acids. The record is from RefSeq and is a predicted model, not a curated record. The transcript is spliced from 24 exons. Gene Ontology annotation, molecular function: metalloendopeptidase activity. Gene Ontology annotation, cellular component: plasma membrane. NCBI's taxonomy places the organism in Eukaryota, Metazoa, Chordata, Aves, Piciformes, Indicatoridae.